Molecule: messenger RNA, 1968 nt
Organism: Ipomoea triloba (trilobed morning glory)
Lineage: Eukaryota; Viridiplantae; Streptophyta; Magnoliopsida; Solanales; Convolvulaceae
Product: terpene synthase 10-like
Exons: 7
Coding region: 67-1791 (574 amino acids)
Biological process (GO): diterpenoid biosynthetic process
Molecular function (GO): terpene synthase activity; magnesium ion binding
Source: RefSeq, a predicted model, not a curated record
CUCACAAUUAUUCUCCACUAAAUUAAAGGGGAAAAAAAGAUAGAAAUUAAAUUUUGUUAUUCAUCAAUGGCUGCAAUAAUUCUCAGUGUGCUUUCUACUUCUACAUAUAAACUUCCUUCUAUUCAUAGAUCUCAUGCUGCAUCUUCAUUUCGCAUGUGUUAUCACACCACAACAACAACUACAAGAAGAUCUGGAAAUUAUGGGCCUCCCACAUGGGAUUUCACUUACAUUCAAUCACUCAACACUACUACUUAUACUGGUGAGAGGUUUGUUACGAGGCGCGACGAGUUGAAGGAGAGAGUGAAAGAUAUGCUGAAGAAUGAAGAGAUGAAAGAAUUGGAGAAAAUGGAGAUGAUUGAUGAGCUUCAGAGGCUGGGAUGUUCUUACCAUUUUGAGGAAGAAAUCAUGGCAGCUUUGAUGGAUAUCUAUAUGAAGAAUAAGAAGAAGAAGAGUAGUAAUAGUAAAGGCUUGUAUGCCACAGCUCUUGAGUUUAGAGUUCUCAGACAAAAUGGCUUUAAUAUUUCUCCAGAUGUAUUUGAUGAAUUCAUGGAUGGAAAGAGGUCUAGUUUUAAUGCUAGUCUCUAUGAAGACACAAAAGGAUUAUUGAACUUGUACGAAUCUUCUUUUCUGUCAAUGGAAGGUGAAACAACUUUGGAAUUGGGUAGAGAUUUCUCAGCCAAGCAUCUCAAACAUGCAUUAAAGCUGCCAUUACAUUGGAGGAUGCCGAGGUUAGAGGCCAGAGGUUUCAUUGAUUCAUACGACAAAGGAAAAACAACCUCGAAUCCCACCCUCUUGGAGUUGGCUAAGCUAGACUUCAACAUUGUUCAAGCUGUGCAUUUGGAGGACUUAAGAUUCGUAUCAAGGUGGUGGAAGAACUCGUAUAUUGCAGAAAGGUUAACAUUUGUGAGGGAUAGAGUGGUCGAGAACUUUUUCUGGACAAUAGGAUCAAACCCCAACCCUAAGUAUGUUAAUGGUAGAAGAACGGUGGCAAAGCUCAACUGUUUGAUUUGCACAGUUGAUGAUAUAUAUGAUGUUUAUGGUACUUUUGAUGAAUUGCAACUCUUCACAGAUACCAUUGAAAGAUGGGAUGAUGUAACAAAAGUAGAACAUCUCCCGGACUACAUGAGGUUAUGCUAUUUGGCACUCAACAACUUCGUCAACGAAGUUGCAUACGAUAUUCUUAAACAACAUGGCAUCUUUAUCUUGCAUCAUCUCAGAAAAUCGUGGGCAGAUUUAUGCAAAGCAUACUUACAAGAGGCAAAGUGGUACCACAGUGGAUACACCCCAACCUAUGAAGAAUACAUAGAAACUGCAUGGAUUUCAAUAGGCUGUCCUAUAAUAUUAGUGCAUGCUUUUCUCCAUGUCAACAACCCUGCGGAGUAUGAUGCUGCCCUUCAUUGCUUGACAGAUUAUCAUCAAAUAAUCCGUCUCUCAUCUAUCAUCCUUCGUCUUGCAAAUGAUAAAGGCACCUCACCUGAUGAGUUGAAAAGAGGUGAUGUCCCAAAAGCAAUACAAUGUUACAUGGGUGAGGCUAAAGCUUCUAUCAACGACGCUCGUGGUUUUAUUGAUUUGGAGAUGAAUGAGAUAUGGAAGAAAAUGAAUAAAUUUCGACUUGAAGGUGGUAGCCCUUUCUCCGGAACAUUCAUUGAAGUUGCGAUGAACGUUGCCAGAAUGGCUCAGUGCAUGUAUCAACAUGGAGAUGGGCAUGGCAUCAAGAAUUUAGAGACUCAGACUCGUAUCCAAACAGUACUCUUUGAACCUAUUCCCUUAAUUAAUAAUAUAAUGCCAUGAAAAUGUGGCUUCUUGUUCAGAAAUGAGAUAUAAUAUAAUUAAUAUAAGAGUGAGUCUCCUGUAUGUGAGAUCGUUUGAUCAAGAUGGAAAUGUAUGUGUUAGAAUAAUGAAAUUUCUGAAAGGUAAGAUAAUGUAUUUUAUGAGUUGGAAUAAUAUAUAUUUUAUGUGUUAGGAUAA